Molecule: messenger RNA, 2817 nt
Organism: Dictyostelium discoideum AX4
Lineage: Eukaryota; Evosea; Eumycetozoa; Dictyosteliales; Dictyosteliaceae
Gene: adprt1A
Exons: 5
Coding region: 1-2817 (938 amino acids)
Biological process (GO): protein poly-ADP-ribosylation
Cellular component (GO): nucleolus; chromosome; nucleus
Molecular function (GO): zinc ion binding; transferase activity; DNA binding
Source: RefSeq, a predicted model, not a curated record
AUGGCAACAAAAAAUACAUCUCCUUAUGAGAUUGAAUAUGCAAAGAGUGAUAGAUCAACAUGUUCAACCUGUCAAAGAGGUAUUAAUAAAGAAGCAGUUCGUAUUGGUUAUAAAACAAAAUCAAAACACUUUGAUGGAAUGGAUGUAUCAUGGCAUCAUUUAAAAUGUAAAUGUCCACAAGUACCAUCAUUUACAGAUUUAAUUCACUGGGAAUACCUUCGUUGGGAAGACCAAUUAUCAAUUAAAACAACUUAUUUUUCAUCUGAAAAGUAUGAUCCAAAAUCAGCAUCAGAGGUACAAAGAGAGAAAUAUUUAAAGGCAUUAUGGGAAGUUAAAGAUAGUAUUGCCGAUAACUUGAAGGGACCAGCAAUUAAAAACAUCAUUCAAUAUAAUAAAGGUUAUGUUGAUAAGGUAUCACCAGUUCAUUUACUUCAUACUCUCUCUGAUUGGAUGUUAAAAGGUCGUCCAGGUAGAUGUCCAACUUGUAAGAAUUUCGAUAUACUUUUCAAUGGUAUCGAAUAUCAAUGUAAAGGUUGGAUUUCAGGUUUCACAAAAUGUGAUUGGAAAGGUGAUUCAAUUGAAAGAUGGGCUGUUCAAUUUCCUGAUGAUCUUUCAAAAAAUAAAUUCCUUUCAACUUUUAAAUAUUCAAAAGAUUAUCCAAAAUCAACUACAAAAUAUACUGAUGCUGGUGAAGAAGAAGAGGAAGAAGAAGAAGAGGAGGAACAAGAGCAAGAUAAGGAACAACAAACUGAAGAAAAUGCAAGUGGAGAAGCACAAACUCAAGAUACAUCUUCUUUAGAUCCAAAUAGAGAUGAAGAUGAAGUAGCAGUUGGUAAUGAAUGUGUUAAUAUGGUAGUUGCAAUUGCUGGUGCAGAAAAAGUAUUAGGUAUUGCCCCAACGAAAAUUAAAACUUUAGUUCAAUCUCAUGGUGGUGAAGUUGUUGAAGAUCCAUUAAAUGCAACUUUAAUGAUUUCAAGUGAAGAGGAAGUUAAUAAGGCUAAAAAAACUAAAAAGGUUCAAAAUGCUAUUGAUAAUAUUCCAAUUUUCCCACCAUCUUGGAUUCAAGAUUUAUGUAAUAGAACUGGUAAAGGUGUUGAAUUAAGAAAAACUUUAGUUUCAAAACCAUUUAUUAUUGCACCAUCUCAAUUAGCUGAUGAUGUUUUAUUAUUCACUGAAAAAUAUUUCAAACCAGUUGAAGUCGUUAAAAGACAAACCACCACUACCACUACCACCUCAUCCAAAAAGAGAGAGUUAGAACCAACCAUUGUACCAAAGAAAGAACCAAAACCAGGAUCAAACAUUCUUAAAGUUAAUGACGAUUUUAAUUAUGGUGGCUAUGAAAUCUAUGUUCAUCAUGAUGAAAAAUAUGGCUAUACUGCAAUGAAUGUUAUGCUCAAUAGUUUGGAUAUUGAAAGUAACUCUAAUAGAUUCUACCAAAUUCAAAUGUUAAAACAAAGAGGCAAAGAAAGAUAUACCGUCUAUUUAAGAUGGGGUCGUGUUGGUGUCAAUCAAAUUGGUGGUCAAAAAGAUACAACCUACUCCUCUUACGAGUCUGCUCUUUCAGAGUUUGCUGAGCGUUUUGAAUACUUUACUGCUCAAAAAUGGGAAGAUCGUUAUAAAUUCAAAAAAUUACCACGUAAAUACUAUAUGAUUAGUUUAGAUGAUGGUAAUGAUGAAGAGGAAGAAGAAAACUUGGUUGAAACUGUAUUAAAGAGAAAGAAAUCUGAAACAACAACAACUUCAACCUCUCAAGAAAUUGAACCAAAGAAAGAAGGUUUACCACAAAGAGUUUUAGAUUUAGUUAAAUUAAUGUUUGAUCCUGAAAUGAUGAAAAAACAAUUACAAUCUAUGAAUGUUGAUACUGAAAAAAUGCCAUUAGGUAAAAUUAAAAAAUCACAAUUAAUUGAAGGUUAUAAAGUUUUAUCAGAAAUUCAAGACAUUUUAAACACAGCUAAUCCAAGUCGUAAUUUACUUUUAGAUUGUGCAACUAGAUUUUAUACUUUGAUCCCUCAUAACUUUGGUAAUCAAACUGCACCAUUAAUUGAUACAGUCGACCUAAUUAAAGCCAAGAUGCAAUUGGUUGAAACUCUUAUCGAUGUUGAUAUUGCCGCUAAUCUUAAGAAGCAAACUGAAUCACUCGAGGGUAACAUGAUUGAAAAUCAAUAUAUUACACUCAAAACCAAACUCACUCCACUUGAUAAAGAUAGUGUAGUUUAUAAAACCUUGGUAGAUUAUGUUGCCAAUAGUCAAGAUAAACAAUUUAGAACCAAUAUCUGUGUUCAAGAUAUUCUUUCACUUGAGAGAGAGAAUGAAAGUGAACGUUUCACUCCUUGGGCAAAAGAUAAGAAUAGAUUACUCUUAUGGCAUGGUAGUAGGUUAACUAAUUUCGUAUCGAUUGUCUCGCAGGGAUUAAGAAUUGCUCCACCAUCUGCUCCAAAAACUGGUUACAGAUUUGGUAAAGGUAUUUAUUUUGCUGAUUGUAUUAGUAAAUCAUUCAGCUAUUGUUUCACAUCAAGUGAUUGUCCAACUGCACUUAUGUUAUUAUGUGAAGUUUCACUUGGUGACAUGAAUGAAUUGAAACAUGAUACCUAUAUGGAAGAGGCACCACAUCCAUUCCAUAGUACAAAAGCUUUAGGUAUGGCUGCUCCUCACAAAGAUGGUAAUCAUCCUCUUUCUGAUUCUGAUGGUUUAGUAGUACCAUUAGGUAAAAUUUCAAAGACUGGUCUCUCAACUUCAUGUACUCACAAUGAAUUCAUUGUCUAUAAAAUUGAACAAGUCAGAAUCAAAUACAUCUUAAGAGUUUACAAUGGAAAAUAA